UGAUUUGAUCUUCUUGUGCAUUAAUCCUUACCAUAUUAUCCAUCAUGGCCUUAAACUGCCUUUCCCUGCUACUCAUCACAUUGAUGAUGAACCCAUCAUUAAUAACAAAAUCAGCAGCUUCCUCCGCCGCCGCCGACAAAGUGUACAUCGUGUACAUGGGUUCGGCGAACCCGGCCAAGGAAAGCGCGAUAAACUCCAUGCUUAAAAGAGACGGCGGGAGGGCCAUCGAUCCACUCCGAACCUACCGCCACGGCCUGUCGGGCUUCUCUGCCCGUCUUUCUCCAGAAGAGGCGGCCGCCAUUGCUGAUCAUCCCCAUGUCAUCUCCGUUUUCCCGGACGAGUCCUACAAGCUCCUAACCAGUCGAUCAUGGGACUUCCUACAAGAGCUUACCGAAUCCAACGACGUCGUUCCGCUUGCUGGGCCCAUCAGGCCCGGUUUCUGUACCUCAAGCCCAAGUAGUGGGCUCGUGAUUGGGUUCAUCGACACGGGGAUUUGGCCCGAAUCGGAGAGCUUCAAAUCGGAAGGCACCAAUUCAAACCCUCCACGUGGCUGGAACGGGACGUGUAUGGCGGGAGCCGACUUCGAGAGCACCGCCUGCAACGGAAAAAUCAUUGGUGCGAGACACUAUGUGACCGGAACGGCGAGGGACUGGGCAGGGCACGGGACCCACGUGGCGUCGACGGCGGCCGGAGCAGCGGUGGGGAAAGCCUCGUACUACGACCUAGCUACAGGGACAGCGAGGGGAGGGUCGGAGUUUGCCAGAAUUGCCGUCUACAAAGCUUGCAACGACAGGCUGCGGUGUAAGGGCUCUCACAUGCUCAGCGCGUUCGACGACGCUAUCGGCGACGGAGUCCACGACAUCUCCGUCUCCAGCGCCCCCGACGAAGUGCCGUCGCGCUCCCCUUACUUCCUGAGGGACCCGGUCGCGAUCGGCGCCUUCCACGCCGUCGAGAGAGGGAUCACCGUAGUUGCCGGCGCCGGCAAUACAGGACCCGAUCCGGCGAGUGUCUUCAACGACGCACCAUGGAUCAUAACCGUCGGCGCCUCCACCAUCGACAGAGUUUUCCGAGCAGAUGUCGUGUUGGGUGGUGGAGGUGGAGUGGUCAAGGGUGAGUGGCUGACCUUCCCGGAUCUUGAUCGGUCGCCGAUACAUCCGUUGACGGACGGCAGCACAGCCAAGGAAGGGAAUGCAUCAUAUCUUGCAGCAAGUGACUGCCAACAGGAUUCACUGAAAAGGGAGAAAACAGAAGGGAAAAUUGUCAUCUGUGAGGUGAAAGGGAAAGAUCCCACUAUCAACCUCUUGACUCAAGCGAAUGAGGUGCAGGGUAAAGGUGGGUUGGGGAUGAUACUCGUCGACGACGUGACCCGAAGGGUAGCCGAGUACUCCGGCGACUUCCCCGUUACAGUGGUCAGCUCACGGGAAGCAGUCAAGCUCAAGUCUUAUCUCAACAUCACCGUGGACCCGCUGGCUACCAUACUCCCAACGGUAACGGUGGGAAACUAUCGACCAGCGCCACAAGUGUCAUACUUCUCCACCAGGGGACCUUCUGUCAAUUUGCCCAACAUAAUCAAGGUUGUGCAGCCUGAUGUAAUAGCUCCUGGUGUGUCGAUUCUGGCGGCGUGGAUCGGGGAUGACUCAGAGUCCACCCCAAAAGGCAGAAAGCCGCCAUCGUUCAACAUAAUAUCUGGAACAUCGGUGUCUUGUCCCCACGUCGCAGGGGCUGUCGCCGCCAUCAAGAAUGCCCAACCUUCAUUCAGCCCCUUUGCUAUCAAAUCAGCAUCAUGA
Molecule: messenger RNA, 1787 nt
Organism: Linum tenue
Lineage: Eukaryota; Viridiplantae; Streptophyta; Magnoliopsida; Malpighiales; Linaceae
Source: the annotation of a GenBank genome assembly